GCGCGAUAUUAAAUCAGGUGUUUGCGAGCGUCAGUCGCAGUUUGAUUUCGACGUUCGCGCCAAACUGACGCUCAGCCGUUACGAAAUAAAAAAAUAUCGCGAAGUGACAUUUCGUUUUAUUUCGAUUUCUUUAAAAACCCGCGACCGUUAGAUUCGAGUGUUCUUCUAAAUUACAAUGGACUGACAUUUUAUUUAUUAUGCUCGUGGACUAUAUUUAAAUAAAGAAGUUUUGAUACGUUUUUCGUAUUAGAUUUUGUAUUUUGGCUGAAUUAAGAAAAGUCGUCAUGACGAAUACAAUGUAUUUUCUGGUGCUCUGCGCGGUCUUAUCUUCAGUAACGGCGUAUUGGCAUCCGGACCUCCCACCUGGACCCUACUGCGGUAUUGACAACAAAUGCUGUUCAGACAGAGAGGACGGCUGCUCACAUAGAAUAAUUGACACACUCUGUUACUGUGACGAGUUCUGCGACCGUUACCAUGAUGACUGUUGCCCAGACUACCAGAGCGUCUGUAAGAAUGAGGAGGUCAAGGAAUUAUUGGACCCAUGCAAGCAUGGUAACAAAUACUACUAUGAAGGAGAAACGAGGAUGGAUGGUUGCAAUUUUUGCAAAUGUGUCAAAAUCAGCGAGAAAACUUUGGCCUGGUCUUGUGAGAAUGAUCCCUGCAUCCUGAGCCAAGAUGUGCUGAACGGUGUCAACCGCGGUGCGACGUGGAGAGCCGCCAACUACACGCAGUUCCAAAACAAAAAGCUGAAAGACGGUCUCGUUUAUAAAUUAGGUACCCUGCCUUUAAGCAUGGAGACUCGUCGCAUGGGCGCCAUCAGACACGACAAAGAUAUUAACUACCCGACUCACUUCGACGCCCGUAAACGUUGGCCCAAAUACAUUUCACCUGUCGUGGACCAGGAAUGGUGUGGGUCAGACUGGGCAAUUUCUACUGCUACUGUUGCUUCAGACAGGUUCGCUAUCCAGUCAAAUGGUGCGGAAAGCAUGGUGCUCAGUCCGCAAUCCCUUUUAUCCUGCAAUCUUCGCCAGCAGCGCGGUUGUCAAGGUGGUAACAUUGACGUGGCAUGGAACUUUGUUAGAAACCGGGGGAUCGUGGAUGAAGAAUGCUUCCCCUACAAAGCGAAAGUUACAAAGUGUCCCUUCAGACCUAAGGGUAAUCUCGUCGAAGCUGGAUGCAGGAUACCCGUCAAGCAGAGAACUUCCAGAUACAAGGUGGCUCCCCCCGGCAAGCUGAACAAUGAACGUGAUAUCAUGUACGAUAUCAUGGACUCUGGACCAGUACAAGCUGUUAUGGAAGUAUACCAGGACUUUUUCCACUACCGCGAUGGUAUUUACCGCCGCAGUCCUUAUGGUAACACUCAAAUGAAGGGUUACCACAGCGUACGUGUCGUUGGCUGGGGAGAGGAACGCGGUGACAAGUAUUGGAUCGUAGCAAACAGCUGGGGAUGUGACUGGGGCGAGAACGGUUACUUCAGAAUUGCGAGAGGAUCAAACGAGUCCGGUAUUGAGUCGUUCGUGGUGACCGUCCUGAGUGACGUCACCAGAGCUUACCAGAAGAAAUAACACAGGAACUAUCUCAUUACACCCCUGUGCGUUAUCAGUAAACCGGUUAAAACCAGCCGGGGGUGGAUAUUACUGAAUACCACGAGGAAUUUCGGAUGAAAAUAAUUUGAGUGCAUGACUUGUACAAAAAAUAUAUUUGUAUAUUGUAUAUUCGU
Molecule: messenger RNA, 1720 nt
Organism: Melitaea cinxia (Glanville fritillary)
Lineage: Eukaryota; Metazoa; Arthropoda; Insecta; Lepidoptera; Nymphalidae
Gene: Swim
Exons: 9
Coding region: 285-1565 (426 amino acids)
Biological process (GO): proteolysis
Cellular component (GO): lysosome
Molecular function (GO): cysteine-type peptidase activity
Source: RefSeq, a predicted model, not a curated record